Molecule: messenger RNA, 192 nt
Organism: Arabis nemorensis
Lineage: Eukaryota; Viridiplantae; Streptophyta; Magnoliopsida; Brassicales; Brassicaceae
Source: the annotation of a GenBank genome assembly
AUGCUUUUCAAGUUUAAUCAGCACUUACUACAGCAUCAUGAUUUCUUAUCAAUUGUAGAGGAAGCUUGGAGAGGCUUCACUGUGGUUGGGACCCCAAUGCAGCAAGUGAGUAAACGGUUGAAACUCCUUAAACAUAUUUUGAAAGAGUUGGAUCACUCUGCUUACUCAAACAUUCAGAAAAGAACAUCAUAA